Messenger RNA from Rotaria sp. Silwood2, 528 nucleotides. The record is from the annotation of a GenBank genome assembly. NCBI's taxonomy places the organism in Eukaryota, Metazoa, Rotifera, Eurotatoria, Philodinida, Philodinidae.
AUGGACGACAAUGGAUUUCUCUACAUUUCUGACAACGAAAAGUCUGAGGUUAGACGAUGGCGAGUGGGAGACACUAAAGGAGUAGUAGUGGCGGGUGGCAAUGGAAAAGGUUAUCGACUCGAUCAACUCAAUGGACCUUUCAACAUCUUCGUCGAUCGAGAUCAUACAGUUUACGUGGCGGACGAAUGGAAUUAUCGUGUGGUGAAAUGGGCCAAGGGAGCCAAAACAGGCAUUGUCGUAGCUGGUGGUCGAGGACAAGGAAAUUCUCCAGCACAAUUAAAUUGUCCUCAAGGAGUGGUUGUUGAUCAGUUGGGUACUGUCUAUGUGUCGGAUUGGGGGAAUCAUCGAAUCGUACGAUGGCCCAAAGGAGCCAGCUAUGGAAGUGUUCUUAUGGGUGGAAAAGGUGAAGGAGAAAAACCAAACCAGCUUAAUUAUCCGUGGGGUUUGUCAUUCGAUCGACACGGCAAUAUCUAUGUCGCUGAGCAAUUCAACCAUCGAGUACAGCGGUUCGAUAUCGAUCGGGCUUAA